AGAAAGUUAUGGCUAGUUAUGAUUUUAAAAUUAAAAGAAAUUAAUAGUCAUUAGGAAAUCGAUCUAAAGAUGGCAGCACUACACUAAUUCUAGAUGACGUUACGGAAACGUAAUAGUAGGCGUGUCAGGAGCACUGCUUGAUCUAGUCGCUCAUAUUCUUCCGAGAUUUCGUUUUCAGAUCUGUUUACAUUUGAAAAAGUUUUUUGUUCGCUAUAAGUUUAAGGUCCAAUUUUUGUUAAGUUUUUGCCAUUGAAGAUUCUUGUGCUUUUUUUGAUUGAUUGCAAAUUAUCAUGGGUAAAAAGCCAAAAGGAGGACGGAAGCAAAUUCUUCAACUAGAAGAAAAGAAAAAAGUUAAAAGUACCACUUCACGGGUGAAGAAUUUAAUUCAUAGUGACAGUGAUGAUGAUUCAAAAAAAUCUAAUGAUUCAGAAAUCUCCGCCAAAGGAACAAAGGAAGCCACGCCUUUAGAUUCUGAAGUUGCAGAUUUUUUUAAAGAAAUAGAUGCUUUGACGGUAAAUGAAGAAUCAGUCAGUGAAGAAAAUGUUUUGCAAAUUGAAGAAGAUAAAAAAAAGGAAGUAGCAGUUCCUACUGAAUCAAAAUUAUCACAUAAUGAUGAAUCUGUGGCUGAUUCAGUUUCUGAAGUUGAACUAGAAGUGAAUAAAGAAACCUAUUGCACUUGGCAAGAAAUAAAAGAUGAUUCAACAGGCUAUAGUUACUAUUGGAACGUAAAAACUAAUGAGGUCACAUGGGAAGUUCCUGAAGAGUAUUCUGAUUACAAAAGGUUGCUAAAUGUUAGUAAGUUUGAUACUAAUGUAAGAGAGCAAGAGGAAAAUAAAGAGGAAAGUCUAAAAACUCUACAGAAAAAGAAAACAUCCCAAAUUAAGGAAGGUUCAAUCAUCCCUAUUUCAUACUAUGGAGGAUCAUCCUCUGAUGAAUCUGCUAGUGAUGAUAGCUUAUCUCAAGCAUCUCUCAAAAGUAACAGACAUGCUGAGGAAGCAGUAUCUGGUAUCAUUGGACCUUUACUCCCACCUGACUUCCAAUUUCCACAAGAGGUUUCAUCUUCAGUUGAAAAUUCAGAAACUAAGUUUAUUUUAGAAAAUAACUCAACUUCUCAGAAUUCUAUAAAAGAGUCUGCUGGUUCUGAUAGCUGUUUUGAUCUGCCGGAUAAUGAAGCUUCGGUAAAGGUCUCUAUUACUAAUUCUGAGUCCAUUCAAAGUGAAGAAUCACCACGUGCAUCAACAUCAUGUGAAAUUCUACAACCAAAAUCAAAAGACUGUAAAGAUGUUGCCUUUUCUAAUAAGACCAAAGAAAAUCCUGAUUCUAGUAGUAUGGGAGAAAAAUUGACCAUUGGUCCCAGGCCUGUUGUUGAUUAUGAUAGCUGUACAGAUGAAGAGGAAGUAAAUAAUGUGCCUGAUAUUUUAUCCACUGUUGUUGACUAUGAUAGCUCCACAGAUGAUGAGGAUGGAGUUAGUAGUCUAUCUGAUGUUCCAAACAAAAAACCAGAUGUUGCAUUCAUUGAGGCAUCUGCUGUAUGUGUGAAGAAUAAAAAUAGCCAACUUGUGAACUCAAACGUAGGUUUUGAGGAUGGUGCUAACCGAGAUAAUUCACCAAUUGAGCAAUCAUCUGAUAAGUUAGGCAUGAGUGAAGAUCUACCUCUGUCAGAAUUAUAUUUACCAAUGAAUGUCACUGUUAAUGUGAAGCGUAAAAUUCCUGAUACUGAAGAAUUACACCAAGACUUUCAAAAUGAUCUUGCUACAGGAUCUAAAAAAGUGAAACUUUCUGAUCGCAUUGAAAACAUUUUACCAAUUUUUAAAGAAAGUCAUGCUUAUAGUGCCCAAGAAGGCUUGGGUUUUAGAAAAGAAAAUUUGAAUGAGGACUUAUCUGAAAAACGUCGUUCACCUUAUUCAAAUGGUUUAAAAAAAUAUUUACCAAAUAAGGAUUACAAAUCUUUAAGCUUCAUAAAAUCCGAACAUGUUCUUGAACUGAGUACAUCAUUAUUAGGAGAAAAUAAAACUGAGUUAUCAAAUAAAAAUAGUUUUGAUGAAGUUUCCUCACAAAAUAUUGUGUCUCCAGGUUCUGGAAAUUCUGAUAAUCAAGUGAAAGAAAGUUCAACCUGUGAUAAAAAAUGUACCUCUUCUAACGAUGCAGAAAGUAAAGAAUCAAGUGUUUCUUCCUUUGAUUAUGAUGAGGAUAGUAUUGAACAAAUAGACAGAGCAUUAUGUGAAGCUUUAGAAGCUAAGAAAAAUGCUGAAAAAAUCACUAUUUCUGAACCAGCGGCAUCACCUUUGAAGGAGACAGGUGCAAAUGAUUCAGAUAUUUCCUGUGAAAUUGGUCUUUCAUCCAUGGAUCGAGAACGAACCAUAGAAGAAGCUGUUACUUUGAUGAAUAAAUUAAGAUUCAUAUGUAAUGUCUAUCCAAGUUUAACUGAAUUAAAUUAUCUUCUUAUUCAGUCUCAGACACGUAUUUCUGAUUGGAAAUGCGGAGCCCUCAAUGAAAUGUAUUUUUUGGAUAGACUCCAGGAAGUUAACCGUUAUAUAUGUCAAUAUGAAAAUAGUAUCUCCAAUCAAGAUUGGGCCUGCAAUUGGGACAGUUAUCAUGAAAGAUACUAUUUCCUCAAUAGAAAAACAGGACUCACCAGAGAAACUUUUCCGGAAUGUACUCCAAGUGAUCAAGUCGAAACAAAAAUCCCUGGGCCACAAGCAAGUGAAGUUCUGAAUAAUAAUGUUCCUACUGUUUCCUCUUCUAUGUCGAACAUUCUACCCUCUGAGAACUUUCAAAUUCAUAUUUCUAAUGUUCGUGAUGAGUUAAAAGUUUCUGCCAACUCAUUCCGUGAUGCUUCCCCACCGCCUCCUCCUCCAGGAGUGGAUACUCCUCCACCACCUCCACCUUACAGCCCACCACCUUAUACCCCUCCUCCUCCUCCUCCAGACAGCACAGAAGAUGUUUAUGAUUUACAAGAAGAUAUGGAUCUUGAAAAUUCAAAUGAUUCCAUUAUCCACCCCAUAAUUUCUAAUGACCCAACUUAUGAAGUUAAUCAGAUAAAGUAUUCAUCAAUGGCUGUAUCUUCAUCUUAUAACAUAGAGAAUCAACAUCUUGAGACUGCAGUAGAUAGCAUUACUUCAACAUUACAAACUUCUUGUAGUGAUUCAAAUGUAAUUUCUGAUAACUCACAAAUUUUCUCUCUUUCUUCAAGUUGUUCGAUUAAUGAAACGUUUGCUCUUCCUUCGGAAGUACUUUCAUCUAAAACUACAAAUGAGGAAGUAGAAAAUUAUAGAACUAUUGCAACGCCUGUUUGUUUGCAGUCUGAUAACAAUCUUGAUGUGUGCCAAAGUUCAAGCAGUUCAAUACAGUCUAAUUUAUCUGAGGAUAAAGGAAAAGUAACUUUAACUACCUCUAAAAAUUCUGCUCCAAAAAAGGAAAAAAAGAAAACAAAAUUGUUGUCAGUUUUGGCCUUGAAAAGGAAGAAUAUACCAUUACUUGUUGAAAAAUGGCAAAAAAUAAAAGAAGAGCAAGAAAAAGAAGAUAAAUCUGAUCGUUCUUAGAAAGUUUUCUGUUACAGCGGAAAAUGACUUUAUGAGGCUUAUGACCAAUUAUGAGAAAAAUUAAUGGAUUUGUUUUUUGAUUUAAUAAUAAUCACACACUCACACACACAUGUAAAACAUUAAAACUCUCUAGAAAUUCAUAAUACUAAGUAUAAAUGUUUUUUUUCUUCUCAUAUUAUGAAAUUCUUCUAAAACUUGCUGUUUGGUUUAUCUUUUUACUUCUUGUUUUGAACUUUUCUUGGUUGCUUUUACUAUCUAUCCAUUAUGAUUUUAAACUACUGGAAUGAUUUAUAGUAUUUUUUAAUAUCAAGGAAAAGUGUGAUAUAUUUUCAUAGGAGUUUUUUGUGGAUACAACACAUCUGCUUUUGAACCAGUGGAAGCAGUUGCUAAUUUUGUUAGAUAGGAUGAUUUUUAAUUAAAAAUGGUUGUUACUUUUGCCGUAUAUCAGAUACUUUUCCCUUAAAUUUUUCAACUAUUUUUGAAACUUGUUUAAUUUACACUAAUUUUUACUUCAACUUAUUAGAUAGAGCUGUAGCUUAUAUAUAUAUUUUUUGAUUCAGUAAGUAACAAUUUUAAAUUCAGUUACUAGGGCAUUUUGCUUCUAAAAUUACUAAAAAAAACAUAUAAAUAUAUUAAUUUUUAAAUGUUGUGUAAACAUUUAAAAAUUAACUUGACUUGAUUUCUUCCAAAAGGUCAUUUUGAUUGAGACCAUUCUCUUAUGUUUUAAUUUCCCACUUAGUUUUUUUUAUGUGCAUUGCUGUCAUUCAUAACUUAUUUAUAUUUGAUAUUUAACUUAAAAUUGUAUUUUAUCACUAUUUGAAGACUUUUCAAAAAUGUUCAAAAUUGAAUGUACUUAAAUUUUUUUUCCGUGUUUAAGCUGGAAUUGUGAUAUUUAAAAAUUCCUUUCACCCUCUUGAAUCUUGUAAAUACUUGCCAUUUAAAAAAUGUGUUUUAAUAUUUUUUGUAAUGCUAUGAAUACUAUGUCUUUUAUAAAGUAUUAAGUUUUCCUUAGCUUCAAAUGAACUUGAUUUUGAAUUCUUGAAAUUUAUAUUUAAAUUGUAAUCCUCAUUUAUUUAUGUUUAUACAUUAUGAAUUUUUGUUACAAUACAAGUAGCUCUGUAUUUAUGUCUAAGUUAAUGUUUGUGUUUUGUAACAUUUUGAAAGACCAAUGCUUAGAUAUCACACUCUAUUAUAUGUGUAUGUGUAAAUGUUUUUAAGCACUAUUUUUAAAACUUUUUGAUCUCUGUAGAAAAAUGUAUAUUUUUGUGAAUUUCAUAAUAAUUUACUUAUAACUGUUCAUACAUGUACAUAUAUCAUAAUUUUUGUAGUGCAUUAUGUAACUAAGUUUGACUGCCUAUUGUUAAUAUUUAUAUUUAUUAUAAUUAUUUCGGAAAAUAUUUAGAAUUUUAUUUUGUGUGGAUAAAAAUGCUUCUACACUCUGUUUGAAUAAAUAUACUUUGUUUUUUAAAAAAUAAAACCAUUUGAUUAAGAUUUGAUAAA
Molecule: messenger RNA, 5042 nt
Organism: Parasteatoda tepidariorum (common house spider)
Lineage: Eukaryota; Metazoa; Arthropoda; Arachnida; Araneae; Theridiidae
Molecular function (GO): protein binding
Source: RefSeq, a predicted model, not a curated record